Cyphellophora attinorum is the source of this 1839-nucleotide messenger RNA. RefSeq lists its product as uncharacterized. Bases 1 to 1839 code for a protein of 612 amino acids. The transcript has 4 exons. Lineage: Eukaryota; Fungi; Ascomycota; Eurotiomycetes; Chaetothyriales; Cyphellophoraceae. The record is from RefSeq and is a predicted model, not a curated record.
AUGGGUACUCCAAGUCCAGUCUAUCGUGGUAGAUCGCAAGUGAAAGAGCGCUCGCUGUAUCUCGCAGCUGUUUUGUCCUUAGUCUAUCUGCUUCUUGCGGCAUUCUUUCCCACCAGGUCGAACGAUUCCGCUCCUGGUAUACCACCAGGGGACAGCAAUCACCAUGGAUACAACGUGGGAGUUGAUACACAGCAAAACACAGGAGCUUCUUCCUCUGGUCAGACUGGUGCGGUGACUUCACUCAUGCGGGCGACAAGCUAUGCAGCAAUCGCCUUUGGCGCUGCAGUGGCGGACCUGAAAACGAAUCUCUGGCCGCAAGGUGCUUUACAAGGCCCUGUCGACGUCUGUGUGAUCGUUCGCGAGUUUGAUACUGGAGACGUCAUGCACGGAGAUCGGACCGUGAGCUUGGCCCUCAAGUCGUUUACUUCAAUGAAGAACAGCCAUUGGCGAGCGAUCGUUGUUCCUAUCAAGAGCGAUGGAAGCAACCAGCAGCAAAAUGUCAGCGCGGUAGUCGACACUGCGCGUGAGGAAAGAGUAGUCAGAGCCGAGAUAACGGAAGACCUCUCUCAAGACACGCAUAAGAGAACCCAGGCGGCAGAUAUUGUCGAUUUGGUCAUCCGGAACCUUGGAGAUCUCAGCCCGUCCUGCAGCGAGGCCAAAUAUCUGUUGAUCACCAACUCCACGCGCUCAUACCAGCACAACGCAUUUGAUCGCCUGAAGUUCUCCGGUGCGGAUAUUGUGGGUAUCACUCUCGAGGGGCCUGCGUCGCCGAAUGAUAGAGCGCACACUGCGUGGGACGAGCGAUGCACACGAUCUAGAAAGCUGAAUGCUAGAGGGGAUAUCGCCGUCGCCGUCGAUUCGAAGCUAGUCGAUCUGGGUGCGCUCUUCUUUAACAGGGCGAGAUGGCAGAAAGAUGCAAUAAGACUCACUGACUACAGCGAGAGCGGUGGCCACACCAACAUUCUCCGAGAGCUCGCGCUCAAGAUGCUAGCCACGAGGAUCUCGGCGAACUUCCCAGACACACCGGGAUAUGAGACUGGGCCAGUUAUGCGGUUACAUCCAGCUGUUUGGCUGUGUACGACCGCAGCGGUGGCCGCAGCGAUAUUCUGGUAUGCCACAGCCGGAAAAUCUUCGAACGAACUCAUCGCGGUCCUGCUCGAGACACAUCCCCCGACAAAUCUGCCUCCCAUUGCAUUGCACUUCCUCUCCGUACUUGGACCUAGAUGGAAAAUCCAUAUAUACACGCUAGAACACAACUGGGUGAUUCCAGUCUCAGUACCCUUCCAACGAGCUCUGAAUCUCGGCCACAUCAAGAUCAAUUACCUUCCACCUGACACGGAUCUUUCAGAUGGCCACAAGGUCUCCGAGUUCUUGACAACGCCAUGGCUUUGGGAACAGCUGCAGCACGCUAGACAUACUCUCAUGUUCCAGCUUGACAGCAUCAUCUGUGCCAACUCUGAGCAGAAAGUCGAAGACUUUUUGCAUUUCGAUUUCGUUGGCGCUCCGAUACGACCUGGACUCGGUCGCGGAUACAAUGGAGGCUUAUCUUUACGAAAUCCUCGCCUCUUCCUAGAGAUCGCCAGAGAAGAAGUCCUGGACGGGAACGGAAACGGUUGGGAAGAUCAGUGGUUUUACGCCAUGGCGGAGCGACGGCUCGACAAAGGUGUAAGACUUGCUACGAUCGAAGAAGCGCAGCGGUUUGCAUCGGAAACGAUGCCAUCGGAGAGACCAUUGGGAUACCAUCAAGUUUUGCGAUGGCUGCCAGAUCAGGCUGACGUAGUCAUGGACUGGUGCCCUGAGAUUGGUAUGGCUGGAAAGAAGCGAACCCCUGAUGACUAG